CCGCCACCACCACCAUCCCUGCUUGCUAGCUACCCGCUGCUGCCGUGCCGUGCCGAGUCUCCUCCUGACUGACUGACUCCUCCCCUGCACUGCACCUGUGUAUAUAUACACGCCCGCCCGCGCCUCCGACUUCAUCGCCGCAACCGCCCGUCUGCUCCUGCUUAGUACAUACAUCCACACUCGCAAGAGAAGGAGAAGAGAUCUCCGCGUCCGCAACCGCAUCGCUUCCCUCCCGGCGCAAGAAGAAGAUUCGGUUGGAUUGUUUGUCUCUUGCAAACUGCAAUGGCUGCUGCUGCCACUGCUACUCCGUCCGUGGCGCCGGAGGCCGGCGACCGGAAGGCGGUGGCACCGCCGGUCGACGCGGUGGAUCUGGAUCUGGAGCUGGAGCUGGAGGAGAAGCACGUGCUGGCGGUGGACGACAGCUCCGUGGACCGCGCGGUGAUCGCCAAGAUCCUGCGCAGCUCCAAGUACAGAGUGACGACCGUGGACUCGGCGACGCGCGCGCUGGAGCUGCUGGCGCUGGGGCUGGUCCCCGACGUGAACAUGAUCAUCACGGACUACUGGAUGCCCGGGAUGACCGGGUACGAGCUGCUCAAGCACGUGAAGGAGUCGUCGGCGCUGCGGGCGAUCCCCGUGGUGAUCAUGUCGUCGGAGAACGUGCCCACCCGCAUCAGCCGGUGCCUGGAGGAGGGCGCCGAGGACUUCCUCCUCAAGCCCGUCCGCCCCGCCGACGUCUCCCGCCUCUGCAGCCGGAUCCGGUGACCGCCCGCGCAAGGAUGGAGGAUCUGGUUGCGCGCUCUGACUUAAUUAGAGGAGUUGUUAGGAUCCAAUUUUUUGUGUGUUCGUUCGUUCGUUCGUUCUUUUCUUUCUUUCUUCUUGGACAUAGAUCUGCCGCCGCCGCCGCCGCAGCCGCUGCCGUCGACUGAAACAAGAAGCUAACUUAGUUUUAGGAUCCAGGUUGUUGUUGUUGUUAGGAAGGGGAGUCGUUGGGGGCAUUCACGGAUGUUCUUCUUCGUUUCCCCUCCCUCCGUGCCUGAGGCUGCAAAAAUAUGCCCCCCAGACAUGAAGAAAACAAGACCUGUUAACAAUUCCAA
Zea mays is the source of this 1094-nucleotide messenger RNA. Its product is annotated as cytokinin response regulator 2. Lineage: Eukaryota; Viridiplantae; Streptophyta; Magnoliopsida; Poales; Poaceae. The record is from RefSeq and is marked validated. Gene Ontology annotation, biological process: phosphorelay signal transduction system; cytokinin-activated signaling pathway. The transcript has 2 exons. Bases 283 to 762 code for a protein of 159 amino acids.